AUGUCAAUUUUCGACAUCGGUAAUCGUAUUUUGCCUGUCGAAACAAUCAUCGAUGGUUGGGUUAAUACAACUCAUAAAAUUACGAAUGAAACCGGAAGUUAUAUCCUAGGGCAGUAUCUAGAACAUGGUGAACGAAUUCGAACUGGUGAAAGCAUUUCUUUUGAACUCGAAUUUAUGAAUUAUUUGCAUCAAAAUAACUUACCGGUAUCGAAGAUAAUUAGACCAAUCAAUUCUGAUAAUGAAAAUACAAACCUUAGUGCACAACGACAACUAUGGCAAACUAUAUCAGUUGCUCAAUUCCUAGGUAAAAUGCAUUCAUUAACAUUGAAUACUGAAAAAGGCUGGAAAUUAAAAUCCUAUGCAUAUCGAAUUCAUCAAAAUUUUGUUCGAGUUAAAUAUGAAUUAUUAACAAAUUAUGAACAAUUCAAACGUAAACAGUAUGAGCUUUAUAGAAGAAUUGAAAUCUUGAUUGAGAAACAUACAUCUACAAUACCGUUAACGAAUGUUAAAGAGACACAAAUUUCAUAUAUGGAAAAACUCGAACAGAACUUGCCCAAAGGUUGUAUUCAUGCUGAUUUACAUGAUGAUAAUGUUCUAUUUAACGAUGAAGAAAAAACGAUGGUUGUCUGUUAA
Adineta steineri is the source of this 633-nucleotide messenger RNA. Lineage: Eukaryota; Metazoa; Rotifera; Eurotatoria; Adinetida; Adinetidae. The record is from the annotation of a GenBank genome assembly.